Messenger RNA from Brachypodium distachyon (stiff brome), 1980 nucleotides. RefSeq names its product extensin. The record is from RefSeq and is a predicted model, not a curated record. The coding region runs from base 338 to 1582 and encodes 414 amino acids. Lineage: Eukaryota; Viridiplantae; Streptophyta; Magnoliopsida; Poales; Poaceae. The transcript has 2 exons.
UCGCUCAUUCUGUUUGCCUACCCAAACGACUUCACUCUGUUGUCUACCGAAACGACAUCUCAUUCUGUUGUCUACCGAAACAGACUUCAAUGGCUCGUCUAUGGGUAGAUUAAUUAAUUAAUUCCCACUCCUUUCAACCAACUGGUACUGUCUAUACAUGAUCAGUAAAGAUCGAUCGAGCUGUAUGUCGAUCUAUGUCGAUCUGGCCAGCAAUGUUUGCAGAUCGAUCGAUCGCUCAAUCACCCGUCGUCGCCUCAGUAUAUAUAAGCUUUUCGUCGUUGCUGCUGCUUCGCUGCAUGUUCAGAGCAUCUGGAAAUAAGGUGUGGCAGUUUCCUGAAUGAUGGGGCGAGGACAAGGGAGGCUCCUCCUCCUGGGCUUAGCCGUCUGCGCCGGGCUGCUGACGGCCAUGGCGGCCGGCAUCGUCGCAGAAACGGCGGCCGCUAAGUCUGUCGUCGUCGGCAUGGCUCAGUGCGUGCACUGCGCGAGGAAGAGCAUGGACGCCGAGGCAACGUUCAAGGGUCUUGGGGUCAGGAUCAAAUGCAAGAACGGCAACGGCGAGUACGAGAGCAAGGCCAUGGGCAAGCUCGACAGCUCCGGAGCGUUCGCCGUGCCACUGCCGGCCGACAUCGACCUGCGUGCCGCCGAGUGCUUCGCGCAGCUCCACAGCGCGUCGAGCAGCGAGCCUUGCCCGGGGCAGGAGCCGUCCAAGAUCGUGCCGCUGUCAGAGCCCGACGGCACCUUCGUCGCCAUGGCCGGCAAAACCACGGAGCUCCAGAGCCACAGCCACCACCCGGGGUCCGAGUGCGCGUCGGCCAACAUCUGCUUCCCGUGCCACAACAGCAGGAAGAACCUGUUCUUCGGCCGCAAGCCGUUCUUCAUGCGCCGCCGCAUGAAGCCCUGGCCGCCCGAGUACGAGCUUCCGGCACCCGAGUACGGCGCCCCGGACUGCCCUCCCGACUCUCCGGAGUACGGGACCCCGACGCCAGUGUACGGGACACCGGCGCCGAGGUGCCUUUGCUCCCCAACCCCGGCGCCGGGCUGCCAAUGCCCGAUGCCCACGCCGGUAUACGGGAUGCCGGCGCCCGUCGUAUACGCUCCACCGGCACCCGUAUACGCUCCACCGGCGGCACCCGUAUACGGAAUGCCCAUGCCGACGCCGGUAUACGGGACGCCGAUUCCGACGCCCGUGUACGCUCCACCUGCACCCGUCUACGGGACUCCCACGCCGGUCUACGCUCCACCAGCUGCUCCCGUGUACGGAACUCCCGCUCCCGUAUACGCUCCUCCGACUCCCACGCCGGUGUACGGGACGCCGAGCCCGAGAUGCCUAUGCUCCCCUACGCCGGCGCCCGGGUGCCAAUGCCCUGCUCCGGUAUACGGGACGCCCGCGCCUGUAUUAUACCCGCCUCCGGCGCCGGAGUACGGGACGCCGACGCCGACGGUGUGCCCUCCUGCCGCUCCGGUGUACGGGCAGCCGGCUCCACCGGAAUGCGCUCUUCCCGCGCCGGCAUACGGGGCGCCACCGACGCCGGAGUGCCCUCCAGCUGCCACGCCGGAGCUCGUCACUCCCCCGGCCCACUAAGUCCAGUAACUAUAGCUCCAUUAAUGAUAACUAGAUCCGACUUACUGCUAUUAGCAUACGUACGUACCACUAUACCAACGCCUAGCAUGGGGAAUAAAGGAAUGGGACUUGAUUAAUUGUGGUCGCCGAGGUUGCACUGAACGAGCUCUGAUGAGGAUGCCUGGAGUCUGCAUUUCGGAUGUGUUUUGGUUUGAAAUUUGUCGCGGCAUUUGGCAAUGUAAGCUGGAUGCAUAUGCAUGUGCUUCAUUAAAGGGAAACUAUCUGUUUAAUUACUAAUUAGUCAUGCUGAGGAAUAUAAUGUUUGCUCUAGAUGUGAAUGUGAUCGAUGUCUGUCGGUUAUAUGCACAAUAUUUGUAUGUAAUUGUUCAUCUUUUCAAAUAUUCGCAUUGGAUUCCACA